CUCGGCAGGAAUUUUGAUGAGCCUGGGUGCGAGGCUAGACUGUUACCGCUCAGCCUCUCUCAGUUCAUCCUUGUGUGUGUGUGUGUAUGUGUGUGUGUGAGGCGGCGGCGAGGAGGCUAAGCACUAGUGGUCCAAUUGAACAUGUGAAUAACAGGAAUAUACGCCAACCAACCCACCAUGCCUCUCUCGUGAGCCUGUCCAGCCCCCCACUACUUCCUUCCUCCACUCAGCGGUGCCCUGGGAUAUUUAUUUACCUUUAUUUAUUCUUUUUGUUUUGAUGCGGCUAGUCCGUGAAGACUCAGGAGGAAAGAUGGCUGACCAAGUUGUGACAGCACAGAAGCCUGCAUGAUUAGGACUUCAGUUAAACGUGUAAUCCUAACUAGCUAUGAAGUGACAUCAAUAGGAGGUCAUGAGCGCCUCGCAUCAAGCAAGAGCGGCUGGAUGAUCGAGAGAUCAACCAGCUUGCUAUUGAAAUGGCAGAAAAGAACAAGCAAAAAAUGAUAUCCCAGGCUGCACAGAUUGCCCAGCAGACACAAGCAUCACAGCAGGCACUCCAGCGUGCUGGUGGCCAGCAGAUGAUCACAUUCUACUUCAAUCGGGAGAAGAACAAGGAACGCACCAGCGACGACUCUAUCCUCCCAAAGAAAAUGGACGAGAAGAAGAAGGGCACCAUUGAUGAGGAGAGCGUGCGGGGACGGUUUGGCUGGUCCACCAUCCACAACGCUCACAUCCCCUACGUGUUCCGGCGCGAGGAUAAGUACUGUGCCGUGCGAAUGGUGGAGACCAAGCUAUUGAACAAGUACCUGAGUUACCUGCCCCAUGAGAUCACCACCUGCAUCCACGUGCGGAGCUACUUCAUCACUGAGGGCGAGGCCAAGCUCCUCAAUGAGAUCAACAUGAAGCACUGCGAGUUCCAGUUUGGCCGGGAUCUCUUCACCACCAAGGACCUCGUGGUGAGGCUACAGGACGCGCGGUGCUUUUAUAAGUUCCUAGACACGUGCUUUAAGAAACUGGUGCAGAAAUCUCCUGAGCAGAGUGAACAUUGCGGGUUUGUGCGCAUCAACGGGGAGAGUGUUGUGCCGUACACAGUGAAAGAAGGAAAGAAAUACGUGCCACUCUUCUAUUUUGAGGGUGAGACGGACACCCUAAAGCUAAAAGCCGAGAAAGUGGAUAAUUGGGAACUAGCAUACCUCAAGUUCUGCUGUAAAGUGCAGGGCAUCAGGAAUGAGUUGUUUGCGAGUGAUACAUGUGCUGUGGUGAGCCUUGAGGAUGUACAACAAUACUUCCCCAAAGACACCCAGUUUGAGGACUGGUGGCCACAGAAAACAGCUGAGCCCAUGAAGGUGGCCAGCCAUGGCACCAAGCCUGGGGGCAUGUGGACCCAGCGGCCCCCUGGUGGCUCUCCGGGUGGAGUGACACAGUCUACCCUCGGGUCAUCAUUGUCCCCGUUGUCCAGUAAACAGCAACCACCGCCAGUAGUGACAACUGUGACCAACCACGCAGCUGUGCCAGCCUCAGUGGGAGUGACAGCUGGCACCACCAACUCACUGGCCUCCCUCACCAGCUCCCUCAACAACAUCAACUCUCUCAACAACCUGUACUCCCAGUGGGCGACGCUGGUGAAUGGGCAGGCACAGGCAGCGUUGGCGUACUCUGGUGCUUCCAACAUGCAGGCACUCCUCUCAGGCCUCACUAGUGAGCAAAUGAGGCGGUUGCAGCCCCAGGUCUCCCUCCCAGCCUCCACACCAUUAAUUCCCACCAUCACGGCGGCCCAAAGUGGGGUGCGGCCACCUCCACUCGUCCGGUCGUCAGCAACCAUUAGUGACGUGUCCUCAACAUCUACCUCUUCCAGUAGUCGUCUAUCGAGUAGCAGCAUUGACGCCACCUUGCGUCAGUUAGGGUAUUCCACAGCACAGCUUAACCAGUCAGCGUUAAACUCGUUAGUCAAUAUUGGCAACCCCACUAUGCAUUCUUAUAAUACCCGGCAGUCAGCCAAUGCGCACCAUAACUCUACACCAAACAGCUCAAAAUCUCUGUCAAAAGCCCCUCCACCGCUCAUACCGGUGGCAAACGGCCUGCGGCCUGACAACCUGUCUAGUCACAAAGGCGUAGGAAGAAACGGCCUUGACAAACAGCGGCUCGUGGACACUCCAGCGUUCAGGCCGGAUCCCACCAGACAAGAGCCGCCUUAUAAAGUUCGGAAGAUGGUAAUGGACGGGAAGGGCGUUCUGUGCAUCAACAGGACGGCGUAUACCCACCAGAGCUCUUCAGACUUUAACAUGGUGGCUCUCCAGGACGUCAUAAAAGACUUCUUCCCGGCAGCCACGCUAUCAGAGUGCAUCGAGGUGUUCCAGAAUGUCCUCAACGUUACUGUAUACAAAGCCAACUGGCACCAAGUCAACACACUAAUGAACGCCUGGGGCAGUGUUGUGGCGCCAGACAUUGUGCCACUCAUAUUCACGACGGACCUUGUCACAUAUCUCUCUCAAAUAAAGUACAUAUUUCAGCGCCACAACACUCUCGGCCAGUCUCAGUCCAAACGCAUUCGGACCACUUGAUGGUUGGACGGGCUGUAGUGCUUCUUGGAACAUUAUUGACUGUAAAGCUCAUUCGUGGAUGAGAGUGGAUAAUUAUACCCAGUUCAAACUUGGCCAUGUCAUAUUAUUAUUAUUAUUGUUAUUAUUGCAACAUCUCUGGGAAACAGUGAAUGGUGGAAAGAAAUCGUGUUGAAAGUCUGUUGUCCAGAGUGGAAAGUUAGUGUCACUGGAAAAUGCCAUCAGAAAAGUUUCUUCAGUGCUCAUCACGUGUGAAGUCAUGUGGCUGCAUUUGGUGUUUGAAAAGCAUCACUGAAAUGUGCAUCAUGUGUCAUACCAGCUGAGAAAGUGCUUCUGUUCAAGUCACUUGAUUGUGGCGAAGAUAAUAAGUGCUGAUUAAGUUUGAAAAAGUUUGAAGGGUCAUAUGAUGCUUGGCAAGUACCAUCCAGAUGUGUUUAUGAAAAAUGAAACGGUGGAGGAGUGGUUUGAUCAUCACUUGAAACUAUUCCAAUGUGCUGAAACACUAUGGAAGCAAAAGGAUUAAGUAUGACAAGAAGAGAAAACCUGAUGGAGGAAGAGCUGCGUCGUCAUCACCACUACUCUCCCCUCAGGUGAGCAGCAGCAGCACAAGGAGGCUGCCGGGGCUCCACACAGCGCCCCAAGAGACCACCACCAAUCUGCUGCCUUGCUUCUUGCUUCCUUCACAAAACUGGUGUGUCAUUCACUCACUCUGCCUAUUUUAAUUUAUUUAUUUGCCAUUCAAGAUUAAAUUUUUUUUUAAUAAUUUUCCAAAAUAUUCCUCAACCUUAGACUAUGAGAAGGUUAACUUUUGUCAGUCAGCUCCUCAGUACUACUACUGGAGAAUCUCACACUCACACACACACACACACACACACACACACACACACACACACACACACACAUUGAUAUUAUAGUACAGAAUAUUCAGUGGUAUUGUGGUCAUCUUAGUUGAAUGACCACAUAGCAAGAAUAUUAACCCUUUCAGUACGGUGACGCUGAUGUCGGCGUCACCAUAUGGAAAGGGUUAAUAUUCUUCUAAACCUCUUAAUCCUCUUCCCAUUUCCUCUUAAUCCUCUUCUAAACCUCUUAAGAGGAAAUGGAAGAGGAUUAAGAGGUUUAGAAGAGGAUUAAUCCUCUUCCAUUUCCUCAACCCUUUCCAUACUGUGACGCUGACGUCUGCGUCACCGUAUUGAAAGGGUUAACUAGGUGGUAACAAGCUUGAAGUGUAUGUCUUAUGAGGGAAGGUUGAAGAUAUGAACAUUUCCAUACAAGGAGAAAGAUAGGACAGAGUUGAUCUCAUUAUAGUAUUCAAAAGAAUGAAGAGUUCUUGAGCAGGUGCAUGAUAGUCUAUUAAAUAAGAAAAGAGAAUGACUGGGAUUAGAAAAAUAAUGGUAUUCAACAGAUGUGACAAAGAUCCAUUAGCAUAUGGAAUAGUUUAAGAGUUGGUUUGUACAAUGAGUAUCCAUGGUCAUUACAAGAGAUUGGAUAGCAGCAAAUGAGGAGACAAUGACACGAUCAUAGCUCAAAUACUGUAUACCACAGCUAGGUAAAUACACCCACUCACGCACACCCACCCACACACUAUGUUUAGCACCUCAUGGUUAGCAGGUAGCCACGCAUUAUGUUAGCUUAUUACAGCUAUUAGUUCCUGUGAGCCUAACGUUGGGUUAUUCCUUGGCAUCCCUCCAUUCCCCAGUGGUGGAUAGUCUGGUCACCUCUUGUGUUGCCCACUGUUGGGGUGUGUCAGACCAACGCUUGUUUUCUAACACUUUGUUCUUGUCACUAUGGGAAAAAUAAUAAUCUGCAUUAGGGAGCAACUACUGCACAGAAUAUUGCAGUAAAUUAUUUUGUUGACAACACUUGUGAGAUCUUGAAUUUUCUUAAUUUAUUUUUGUUUGUAUUUUUCUUUACUAUUAGCUUUAAAUCAUAUUGGCAUUAUUUUAUUAUAAAAAAAAAACUAGAACUUUCAAUUGAGAGCAGUAUUCCAAAAUAGUGAAAUUUCCUUGCUAAAGGGAAGGAAGUAAAAUGUAACUUCACUGCUUGUGUCUUGGUGCUGGUGCUUUAGGGGAGGAGGAGAGGGAGGAGCUCUCUGGGCCCCUGUUGCUGAAUACAAGAGUUUCAAUACUUGAGGGACGUGUGCCCCUUCAGCCUUGCUAUAAGAAGAGGUGUAUAACCUUCACUUGUUUGUCUCAUAUUGUAAGGCAGUGCACUCAUAGUGUUUGGAAGAUGUUUCUAAUCUUUGAACAGGCUUGAAAGAUCUUUUAUCCAUCUGUUUAGUGUAAACCAGGUUAAUAUCAUCUCUCCUUCACUCUUUACUCUUCCUUUUAUGCUUGACAGAGGGUUGCAAGUGCAAUGACUAACACACACACACACACACACACACACACACACACACACUCCUCUGAGUGACAACCACUUAUACCGUACAAGGAAGUCUGGUCAAUCAGUCAGCCCUGCAUUUCCUUAUCUGGACUUAUAUAGACUGCUUUUCCUCUGCCUGAGUUAUGCACUUUAGUGUCUGGCCUCUCCCCCAGAAAGUUCCCAAUAACCUUCUCUGAACAGGUAUUAUAUCUGUGUGAUAUUUGUUUAGUGAAGAAUUUGCCUAUUUUCAUGGGAGUGUUAUCGCUCUGCAGCACGAGAAAGCUUCACUUGAUUAACUUCAACCCUUUGGAAUCAAUGCAGAAAUCUUUUAGGUGCUAACAAUUUCUUUUCCAAGGGUGUGAUAGGGUGUAGCAGAAUAGAGGGAUCUGAUGUGAACAUUAAAAAAUAAUUGUUUUGCUUGAAGCUACUUAUAUGAUUCACAUUUAGGGUUUAGGUGUGAAGGGUGAAGGAAAUGGCAGAACAAAAUAAAAAGGGGAAAUAUAUGAGGUGGAGGAAAGAAUAGCAGGAAAUGGGUUACACACACACAUGGCAAACAAGAAUUCUGUUGAUAGGAUUAUCUGAAAGAAUAAGUUCUUGGUACCUAAUAGAAGAUUGGAGACUUCCAGUUUGAGUAAGGAGUUCAGUAUUUCUAAAGCAGACUUUUUUAUUUUGUUUGUUUUACUGGAGAUCAUUUUUCAUUCAAGAUUUGUUUAUUUAUGUAUUUUUUUUUUUUUUAACAUUACAUACCAUUUUGUUUUCAAAUUGGUUAGUUAUGGUGAUAAAAUUUUCAGAAGUAUCAUGAGAGGUUUGAGACCAUGGUGUUGGAGAAUAAAAUUGUGAAGGUUUCUCUACAAAUAGAAGUUGGUCUCACUUUAUUGUUGAUGGGUGUGUAGUACUUACAUCUUUUUACAUGCUGAUGUGUCUUCUGUCAUGUAUGCUAAUGUGUCUUCUAAUGUAAGACUGGUAACUACAAGUUACUUAACCCAUUUUCCACUUCUUGUGAUGUUGAUUCCAAUUCAGAGUUCUCAGUGCCUCUAAACCAGGCAUAGAUUGUUUGCCCUCCAUCUCUCACUGUUCUUUCAGGAUGAAUUGAAUUACUAAAUAGUUUCUCUCUAGAUUAUUUCUACUUCACCAGCAGUCACAGAGCUUGAUAGAAGAGUGUCAGAGUUAGCUUUUUAUACCUGCAGAAUAUAGACCCUUCAACAAACCAUCAGGCACAGAGGUCAUUUACCUUUUCAGCUUUCCCUCCCUCCCCUUCAGUUCCUUCAGAUCUGCAAUGCUAUGAAUUUCAUGCGUGGGAAGCAAGGUUGCUGACACACUUGGUCAUCUCUGCCUUCAGACUUCACAUUUUUUGGACUGGUUACACACCCAACCCUACACACACACACACAGGCACUAGCACCACUGGUCAAGUGUUUCACCGCACUGUUUUGUCUUGGUAACAGUUGAUUAUGGUCUCUUCUCUCUAUUUGAAUACUUUGUUUAUAUACUAUUCCAAAGGGUGACAAAAACUCAUCAGGUCUGCAAAAGGUAGCCAGAAGUAUGAAGUCAUUUGGUUAUUAUUUUGUCUGUUGUAAAUAAUGUGCAGUGUUAAGAGUCUUGAAUAUCUCCCAAGUUUCCAUGAAGCAGAAUUUUUUCAUGCUUUUGUUUUCAUACAAAGUCUUCCACAUACGUUGAAUGGUAUAUGGGUAACACGUGAGCUGAGGGAUGAAAGUAUGUGUCAUCGUCACGUUCAUGAGUUAUACUUACUGUAAGUUCCAGUGGUAAUAAUUAUUUUUUCCAUUAUUUACGGCCAAGAUUGCGGCAGUUAUGAAAUGUGAUAACAGGAGGCUUUCAUGCCUUACCUACAGUCAGUCUCUUGUACCUGAUUUUAUUUCCCAACUGAAUGCUAAACAGUUGUACAGUAUUCACACAAGACUGGUAGCAUUGGCUGUGUUGCUCUGGUCUUCUUGUAGCAAAGAACUUUACUCAGUUCAGACCUAAAUGUCAUGGAAAUAAAUUUAGGUUUUUGCUUUUUUGUAAUAAACACUAUUGAAACAUUUAUUAUUAUUUUCUUAGCAGCUAGUUUUGGAAAUCAUUGACAUGCCAGCCUGUCAUUCUAUGGUAUAUAGUAUUAACUUAAGAGUUUAGGGUUUGCUAAGCCAAAGGAAAAUUUUGCUGCUGGCUCCUAUGGUGUGAGUCUUGUCUGAAUUAUUCAAUGGCAGUUCAGCCAAAGGAAAGCCCUAUUUCACUUGCUUUAUUUUCAUUCUUUUCUGUGACUUCCAGUUUUAGAAAUUUGUACAUGAAGAAGCUUUCAACUUUGGAUCCAUAAAGAAUUCCAAUGGGUUAUUUUCAUCCAUGAUAAAUGAGAAGCAAAUGUACGAACAAAGUGAUGGCCCGCAGAAGCCACUUACAGUGCAGACACUUCAGACAAAGUACUCCUAAUAAUAUGACAUGUUUAAUGGUUAAAGGACUUCCUCAGGGUGGUCUCUUAGCAUUGAGUGACUGUCUUGAGCAAUUACUCAGCAGUCAAGGAACGUUAAGAAGUGGUUGUAACAGGGUAGGAAGUACUACCAUUGCCACAUUACCAAAGAUACUAGCGAUAUAUAUAUAUCUAUAUUUUUGUUUUCCGGUAUUCUCUCAAUAAACUUAUAUUACUGCAGGUGAUUUUAAUGAGAACACAAGUGUUUGCAAGUGCUUGGUGAUGUAAGAAGCUUAUUGGUGUCUUUGGAAGCUUUUGUUAUCCUCCCAUAGUAUUUUAGUGUCUGAAAAAGAGACGGAGUAGACAGAGGGAGGCCACACAGUUAGGAGCAGUGAAGAGUCAAUCAUAUUUUUUCUGGAUGUGUCUUGGGGAUUGCCACUGAGUCAGCAGCAGUACCAGCAGCAGCAGCAGAAGCAGCAGCAACGGCAAGGGAUAUUGUGCUAGGCUCAUUACCUGACCAGAGGAAUAGCUGAUACAUCUACGUAUUAUCGAUGCAAGUUAAUAAGAAACAUUUUUACUGGGUUAUGUGAUUUAUUGAAAUUUUCCUGCUGAAUACACAGAUCACAGUGCUGUUCUGAAGGUAACAUUCAGCAGCAAAGUCUUAGUGGGCAUAUCACUUCACUAAGACUGAUACUAAGCAGUUACAAGUAAUACUUCUGUGCCAGAAUUUAACUGCACUGCAGUUUGCCAACUAGAAAGCACAUAAAGUAAUAACAUAUAUAUUCUUUUAGUGUGAAUGUUUUUUCCAUAAGGUCUGCAAGCUCUUCAGUUAAGCAAAAUUUGUACUUUGCUACUCAAAAAGAUUUAGACUAUAGCAUAUAAUGACAGGCACAAUUUUAUUUGCAGUAUUUCCUCCCCAUCUGCUACUCUAAUAUGUCUGAGCACAUCCAUAGGUAAUAGAAUAGCCAUCCAGACAUGGUAACUCUGACCAAGAUCUGUUAAGACAUAGCAGUUUGUACUUGUCUUUUGUUACUGACACACCAUAUAGGUAGUCUAGAUGAAGUGCUAACUCCAAGUACAUUUUCCAUAAAACUUAGGCUUUAAUGGAAUGGCCCUCAAGCAGGAAAUUGAAGUCUGUCUUAAAAUUCAUUUGUAAAAGUGUCACAUAUUCAGAGUUUCUACUUGCUCCUUGGGGGCCAGAAUGUCAUGCUGUGUAGCCUUACUCAACUCUCCGAGAGACUUCUGUAUGGUACUCACGCUGCUCUUGAAACUCGGUGGUCCGGCAAGAGUGCAACAAUGGUACAAGGUAUUUAUGUCAAAGUUAUUUUACCCCCAUAUCAUUAUAUAUAAGAAUAGUUUAGAUUCUUUUUAUACAGAUGUAUCGGUGAAUAACACUUGUAUGAUGUGAUAGUGCCAAUACAGUUGCAGCAACUUAGGAUGUCCUGUAAUGAAAGUCAAGCAGAUUUAUUUAGAGAUUUUUCAUUAUCAAGUAAUUUCCAUUUAUUGUGUUUUCAAAGUGUUUGGACGCUAGAACCUCUCGCUUGCCAGGCUUCUGGUCUGUGUUUAGUUCCUCACACCCAUUCAUUCCAUUCCUCGGUAUAGCCUUUUAAGACAUAGCCAAAGCAUUAUUAUUAUUAUUUUUUAUUAGAAUGACAGCUGGUCAGUAUGAAGAAAAUUACUGAACUUGAUGAGGUUUAUCGUUUCUGUACAGCUUUGGUUGGGUUCCCUGGUUUAGUUAAAAGGUCCAUAGGGGUAUCCCAAUGUUAAUUUAUCUUAGUACAUAUAUAUGAAAUCAUUAAAUAAACCUGGGUAUGAGAGAAAUUUCUGAAAUGAUUGCUAUAGUGAAUUUCAAUAGUGUUUAUUAAAUGUAAAGUUUUGUACAUAUACAAAAUAACUUAUGAUCUUUUGUGAAUGUAUAUUUGUAAACAUGACACCAAAUAAAAGAAAUCAUUGCUUUGGGUUUUGUGCAAGGUUCUCCUGAUUUACUGCCGUGAUGAGCUGCUGAUUACAUCAUGCUGAUUAUUAUCUUUUUUAUCACAUGAAACACACCUUCUUAUAGGUACUUCACUAUAUAUAAUUACCUGUUUUCUGUUAUUGAUUUUUAUAUUUAUUAUAGUGAUAGUUGUUUACCUGAGACAAAGUGAAUACAUUGAAUCUAUUUUCAGUAUUGAGGUAAUUUUACUCAGUAGGGUAACACAGGUACCCAGCAGCUGCUGCUGACUACUAUUCAUAUCAUCAUCAUCAUAAUAUGUUUUGAUUUUAAUUACAUUUGAUGCAAAUGAAUCAAAGAACAGUGCGUCUUUGCACUGCUUAAAGUAUACAACUAGCAUUUUCCUUGACACAGCAGUGUUGUGGGUGUAGGUAUGUGUAUGGCUUUUAACUUUGUGUGUAAAAUAUGGAAAUGUUCCAGCAGUAUAUGAGAAUUUUGGGGGUGCUUCGGUCCAUGCUGCCUCCUUCCUCAGCUCCCUUCCUUUCACUGGUUGUUACUAUUGUUGUUGUUGAACCGCCAGCUGUUCUUUUUAAGAGGUUUGCUUUCCUCGAGGGAGUGACACGCUUUCUUGGUCGACGCUAUUCUAAGUAAAUCAGGGUAUCUAUUCAGUUCCACUCAUAAUAUCGAUACGCGUGUGUGUCAGAGAUCGUGAAAGGGCAAAGACAGUAAUGGAGUCACUGGAGGGUCAGUCACAGUCGAGGCGUUGCCAGAGCGCGUGCACGAGUAGGGGCUGCUGAAGACCCUCCUGGUGGAGAAACUGCUGCAGGUCACCGCCGUCUGUGGAGGACCUCACCAACCGGUACUGCCGAUCGAAGAGUAGUUUCCGCAGCUCCUGUAGUAAGGUGCGUGGUGGCGGUCAGCGGCGUACCUGUUCCCGCGGUGGAGUUUGAAGCUUCAGCGGAGGGGUCUCCGGCUGGCCUGCAGAGGGUGUUCGUGGUGAAGAGAUCCGCUCAGUACCACACUGGACGGGGCUUCCCCUGCUCCUUCUCCGCCUACAGGUGCCCCUACCCUGAUAUCCCCGCCCUGUGCCGCGUGGACAACCCCUUCCCCUGCGACACAGACUUCGUUACCACCAACCUUUAGCUUAUGCCAGCGAGCCUCUGUGUGUGUGUGCCUAAGCCCUUCCUAUUCCCAGCAUGAAGUAUUGUGGUCCGUUUGGCGAUGCGAUGAAGUUGUAUUCUUGAUGGUUGUUGAGGGAGAAAAAAUGUGGUGGUAGUAGUAGUAGUAGUAGUAGUAGCAGAUGUUUUGGUAUAUGAAGAAAGUUAUGAAAAGGUUAAAGAAUCAUAUUGUAAUUGAAGGAGGAGGAGGAGGAGGAGGAGGAGGGCUGAAAUAUAUUAGAAAUGUUGUGUAAUGCCUAACACACAAUUAAAAGUGAUAGCUGAGAACGGAGACAGCAAAUAGGAAAGAUUUUAAUGGAUAGCAAAUACUCGCUCUCGGAACACUCUGUAUUAGUAGUAUUUAGAUUUUACUGUGAUAUCCUUUACGUGUGUGCAUGUAUUAUCUACUUUUCAUGUGUGUGAGUGUAGAUGUGUCAUUAACCACCGUAGACAAAGCCAAACCCUCUGCAUUAUUAACUGCUGCAUGUUGAUUAAUAAGACAGAGAACAAAGCAUAUGUUACCAAUGAGUAUAGACUUUUGUCCUAUAGUCAGUAGUAAUGUUAUAUUAUAUUAAACAAUAAAUGUACUAUGCA
Messenger RNA from Eriocheir sinensis (Chinese mitten crab), 10998 nucleotides. RefSeq lists its product as uncharacterized. Bases 474 to 2558 code for a protein of 694 amino acids. The record is from RefSeq and is a predicted model, not a curated record. Lineage: Eukaryota; Metazoa; Arthropoda; Malacostraca; Decapoda; Varunidae. The transcript has 12 exons.